Messenger RNA from Nelumbo nucifera (sacred lotus), 1156 nucleotides. Its product is annotated as GDSL esterase/lipase At5g03610-like. Lineage: Eukaryota; Viridiplantae; Streptophyta; Magnoliopsida; Proteales; Nelumbonaceae. The record is from RefSeq and is a predicted model, not a curated record. Gene Ontology annotation, molecular function: hydrolase activity, acting on ester bonds.
AUGGGGAAGACGAGAAAGCAGGUUUUCUUGUUUCAAUUAUUGUCUUUUUGGGUUCUUAUGACUGGAAUUAAAGUGGUUCAAAGUUCAUCUUCUCAUCAUCAUAAUGGCCACCACCGCCGUCUUCAUCUUCUCGGUCCUACAAAACUUUUCGUUUUCGGAGAUUCGUACGCUGACACCGGCAACAACCCAAAAUCUGAAAAACCAUGGCAUGAACCUUAUGGGAUCACUUUUCCUGGUAAACCAGCCGGCCGUUGGUCUGACGGUAGGGUCCUGACCGAUUACAUAGGUUCGUUAAUAGGAAUCAAGUCUCCAAUACCUUAUAGACGGAGAAAAUUUGGGGCAAAACAAAGGCAUGGGAUGAAUUUUGCUUAUGGAGGGACAGGUGUGUUUGAUACACUGUCUCUCAACCCAAACAUGACCACCCAAAUUGACUACUUUCAACAGCUCAUCCACGAUAAUGGAGUGUACACAAAGCUCGACCUUGACUCGUCCAUCGCUCUGGUAUCACUUGCUGGAAACGACUACAGUACUUACUUUGCUAGAAAUGGCACCGAAGAGGGUUUGCCAGACUUGGUUAGGUCAGUGGUUAAGCAACUGGCCUUGAAUCUGAAGCGCAUUCAUGAAACAGGAGUGAAGAUAGUAGUAGUUACAGCUCUCCAGCCAGUGGGAUGUCUUCCUUAUCUUACAGCCUCUUCAUCGUUCCAACGAUGCAAUGAAAGUCGGAAUGCAGCUGUGAAAUUCCACAACCACUUAUUGCACCAAGCUGUAGAAAAGCUGAACAACGAGAGUACGGUGGCAGCAUACAAAAUUCUUGAUCUCUACAGUGCGUUCAUGUCUGUAUUUGAGAGACAGAAAGGCCACCCAGAAAGUUUAAAGUUUGAUAAUCCAUUGAAGCCAUGUUGCAUAGGCAUAGGUGUUUCAUACUCAUGUGGGAGCAUAGAUGAGAGUAAGGUGAAGAAGUAUACAAUAUGCAACAACACUGAGACUGCUUUCUUUUGGGACCUAUUUCAUCCUACACAAGAGGGUUGGAAUGUUGUCCUCCGUUCAGCUUUGCAAUCUUCUCUACACUCGCUCUAUUCCUAAUUCUUUGCCAUCUUACUACUAGCGAUGAGAGUUUGACUGUUACAUUUCUGUUCUUGUUCUGCCCUUGUUUCUA